Messenger RNA from Mucor velutinosus, 1554 nucleotides. RefSeq names its product Glucosamine-phosphate N-acetyltransferase-like protein. Gene Ontology annotation, cellular component: COPI vesicle coat. The coding region runs from base 1 to 1554 and encodes 517 amino acids. Gene Ontology annotation, biological process: retrograde vesicle-mediated transport, Golgi to endoplasmic reticulum; endoplasmic reticulum to Golgi vesicle-mediated transport; Golgi localization. The transcript has 8 exons. Lineage: Eukaryota; Fungi; Mucoromycota; Mucoromycetes; Mucorales; Mucoraceae. The record is from RefSeq and is a predicted model, not a curated record.
AUGGUUGUAUUAGCCGCUGCCGUUGUCACCAAGAGUGGAAAAGCUGUUAUCUCUCGUCAGUUCCAUGAGAUGCAACGUUCUCGUAUUGAAGGUCUUUUGGCCUCUUUUCCCAAAUUAACCAGUACUGGCCAGCAACAUACAACAGUUGAAACUGAACAUGUUCGUUUUGUCUAUCAACCUUUGGAUGAAUUGUUUAUGGUUUUGAUUACCAACCGUCAGUCCAACAUUCUGCAAGAUAUCGAAUCUCUUCAUCUGUUUGCUCGUGUUGUUACUGAUCUCUGCCGCUCCUGUGAUGAAAUGAGUAUUCUUCGUAACGCUUUCGAGUUAUUAUGCGCCUUUGAUGAAAUCAUCUCGGUUGGUUACAGAGAGAAUGUCAACUUGUCUCAAGUAAAGAGUUCCAUUGAAAUGGAGAGUCAUGAAGAAAGAAUUCAGGAAAUUAUUGCCAAGAACAAGGAGCAAGAGGCCAAGGAAGAGCUCAAGAGAAGAGCUAAACAAUUCGAGAUGCAAAGAAAGGAAGCUCAAAAGCGUGGACAAGGAUUUAUGCAGGGUAACUUCAACUCUAGCAACAGCAGCAUGAUGGGAGGUUACGGUGGUGGCGGAAGUGGAUACUCUCCUUCAUCAGAAUCAAUGCCAUCUAUGAGAGAAUCACCAUCGUCUUACAGCAGACCUUCCAGCAACGCACCAUCUGCUACAUCCAAAGCAAAGGGUAUGCAAUUGGGCCGUAAACCCAAGGCUGCUGAUCUUUUCGAGGCUAUCAAGCCUGAUGUCGAGGAACCUUUAUUGAACACCGCAUCUUCUUAUCAUCAAAAGACUGCUCAAAGCAACCAAGAAAGUGUUCACAUUGAUAUCGAGGAACGUGUGUCUGUUGCUGCCAACAAGGACGGUGGAUUAGAACAAAUGGAAGUGAGAGGUGUCUUGACACUGAAAAUUGCUGAUCCCUCUAGCGCACGUAUCAGCCUUGCGCUCAGAGCCAGUGAUGAUGCUUCUAUUCAAUUCAAAACUCAUCCCAACGUAGACAAGAACGCAUGGAAAGACCAACAUAUUGUCCAAAUGAGAGAUUUAUCGCGACCCUUUCCAGCUAAUCAAAACUUGGAAGUUGUUAGAUGGAAGCUAUCUACAAGAGACGAAACAGCUGUUCCUUUGACUAUUACAUGUUGGCCAUCCCCCGCUGGAAACGGUACAUGUGAUGUCAAUGUAGAGUAUGAAUUGGAGAACGAUGAUUUAGAAUUACGAGAUGUGGUCAUCUCUAUUCCUUUACCUGCUGAACCCACUGCUGAUGUGACUCAAGCAGAUGGAUCCUACUUUGUUGAUCGUGCCAGAAGAGUACUUGAAUGGCAACUUCCUGUCAUCAACAGUUCCAACAAAUCUGGUCUUUUGGAAUGCAGUAUUCCUGGUGAUGAUGCCAACAGUUUCUUCCCUGUUGUGGUUUCAUUUAUGAGUGAAAAGUUGAUUUGCGGUGUCGAUGUCUUGAGCAUCUCCAAUGUUGAGAAUAACUCUGAAGCUCCCUACUCAAAGGAGAUUCUAAUGACUGCAGAGGAUUACGUUAUUGGAUAA